AUGACAACCUUGACUUGUCAACAUCAAGCAAUCCGAAACAUUGCAAAUCUAGCAUCACGACAAGGAUCCAGAGACUUCAGCAACACCAUCCGGACGCAAGCAGAUUUCACACAUGCAGUAAUCGGCGGCGGAGCAGUGGGUCUCGCCAUCGCCCGCCGUCUCCAACAACACUCUCCCUCUGCCUCCACAGUCCUAAUUGAGCAGCACAAAGCCGUCGGCACGGAAACCAGCAGUCGCAACAGCGAAGUCAUACAUGCGGGAAUAUACUAUGGCCACGACUCGCUAAAGACAAAACUCUGCGUGCAAGGCAAAGAGAUGCUGUAUGAGUUGUGCAACAGACACGAUAUACCGUAUAACAAUUGCGGCAAGUGGGUUGUCGCGCAGGAUGUUACGCAAGCCCAAGCCAUCGAGAAGGUACACGCGUUUGCCAACAGUAUCGGUGUACCUACCAGAUUCUUAAGCAGAGAGGAAGCUUCUCGCAGGGAACCAGAAGUCCGGGCCGAAGCGGGCGUGUUAGAAUCGCCAACAACCGGCAUCCUCGACAGUCACGCUUACAUGACCUUCCUGCACGGCAGCUUCGAAGACGCCGGCGGCGACACAGCUCUCGGGGCAAAAGUAACACGCAUAGAAGCACCCACUCCAACAUCUCCAGACUGGAAAAUCUACACUGCAGACCCGCAAGACGGAAAUGCAGAAGCCGAGCCCAUCACCGCAGAGAUACUGGUAAACUCUGCAGGUCUCUACGCCUGCGAUAUCAACAAUAUGAUCUUAUCUAAAGAAAGACACAUGCAACCUUUUUAUGCAAAAGGAAACUACUUCUCCUAUGCAGCGAGCCACCCCAAACCCGGCGUGUUGGUCUACCCAGCUCCCGUGCCUGGUCAAGGUGGCUUAGGCACCCAUCUGACGCUGGAUAUGGGAGGUCGUGUGCGCUUCGGCCCCGAUGUCGAGUGGGUAGACAGUCCCAGCGACUAUACACCCACUUCCGACCCUUCGCGUUUUCGAGCCGCUCUGGUCGAUAUCAAAAAGUAUCUACCUGGGAUCGAUGAGUCUGCCGUGGCGUUGGAUUAUGCGGGCAUAAGACCAAAGUUAGGGAAACUGGGUGCUGUGGGCGCGGGUAAGGGCUUUCAGGACUUUUAUAUCAAGAAGGAGGAUGGAUAUGAUGGGUUUGUGAAUUUGUUGGGUAUAGAGAGCCCAGGGUUGACGAGUAGUUUGGCGAUUGCCGAGGAGGUGUAUCGGUUGUUGUAUCGCUAA
Messenger RNA from Aureobasidium uvarum, 1251 nucleotides. NCBI's taxonomy places the organism in Eukaryota, Fungi, Ascomycota, Dothideomycetes, Dothideales, Saccotheciaceae. The record is from the annotation of a GenBank genome assembly.